This is a messenger RNA of Microdochium trichocladiopsis, 1716 nucleotides long. Its product is annotated as major facilitator superfamily transporter. Gene Ontology annotation, biological process: transmembrane transport. The transcript has 5 exons. The record is from RefSeq and is a predicted model, not a curated record. Lineage: Eukaryota; Fungi; Ascomycota; Sordariomycetes; Xylariales; Microdochiaceae. Bases 1 to 1716 code for a protein of 571 amino acids. Gene Ontology annotation, molecular function: transmembrane transporter activity.
AUGCAUAACAAGGACAAGAACACGGCGGACAGCCAUGAGCCUAGGGAACUCAUCGAGUCCCACGGUAGCAGCGGCGAUGAGCAUGCUGAGAUUCUCGAGGAGUCGACGCAGUUAGCAUGGUCGCCGUCCACUCACGAGAUCCUGAUCAUGGUUGUGCUCUCCCUCCUGUCUCUCAUGGUAUCGCUGGACGCCAGCGUGAUCAUGACAACCCUACAGGCAAUUGUCGUGGACCUCGGCAGUGAUGCUACACAAGGAUUCUGGAUCGGAACCGCCUACCUACUCGCAAACGCGGUGAUGAUGCCCGUCAUCGCGGGCAUUAGCGAGAUCUUUGGCCGUACACUGUGCCUCAUGUCCUCUCUCGUCCUCUUCGCAGUCGGCACGAUCCUGUGCUGCAUUACUCACGAUAUUGCCAUCAUGCUUGCCGGUCGUUCACUCCAGGGAAUCGGCGGCGGCGGGAUUGUUGUUCUGGCACUUGUUAUCUUCACCGACAUUGUACCACUGCGGUUUAGACCCAAGUGGUACGGCGCUGUACUGGGUGCCUGGGCUCUGGGAACCUGCAUCGGACCUCCGAUCGGCGGCGCUAUUGCUCAACACACAACCUGGGGAUGGGUUUUCUAUAUGAUGUUUCCCCUGUUAUCCCUAGGACUGGUACUGGUACCCUUGCUGUUGACCCUGAAACCCCCAACCGCAAGUUUUCGCACAAAACUACUGGAGCUGGACUGGAUCGGAGGAUUCCUCUUCACUGCAUCAAUGACCUCAUUCCUCAUCGCAGUCUCCUGGGGAGGCACACAGUUCGCGUGGGGUGCCGUGCAGACCAUCCUACCGCUGGUGCUUGGCAUUUGUGGGCUCAUUGUCGCGGUAGUGUACGAGGGCUGGUGGGCUAGGAAACCGAUGCUUUCGCCAGCUCUUUUCCGCGACCUUUCGAGCACUACGACCUACCUUUGUGGCAGCAGCCAGGGACUUCUUCUGUUUGGUUGCUUCUACUACGUCUCUUGGUUCUUCAUCGCGGUCAAGCAAUUCUCACCGCUGAAUGCGGGGAUUUCCAUCCUGCCUGCAGGAUUCAGCACCGUUCCGGGUGCCAUAGUCUCGGGCGCCAUCGUGACACGUACUGGCCGAUAUCGCUGGGCGAUCUGGGCUGGGUGGGUGGUGAGCACGAUCGGCCUGGGCGUGCUAACCACCUGGGACCGCGACACGACGACUGCGGUGUGGGCCACGACAAUGGUCAUCGUGGGCCUCGGCCAAGGCGUUGUCCUCAACGCACAGAACUUUGCGGCGCAGGCGCAGUGCAAGCCUGGCGACGAGGGCGCCGCCGCGGCCAUGUAUGGCUUCGUGCGGCAGCUCGGGGCCGCCCUGGGCGUCGGCAUCGGCGGGUCCAUCUUCCAGAACGUCAUGGCGCUCAAGCUGGGCUGGGAAGGACUGGACACGGCCAUCGCCAAGAACGCCGAAGGGUACAUCGUCUUCAUCCAUGCGCUGCCUGACGGGGAUCCCUUCAAGACCAAGGCAAUGGACGCAUACGUGUUCGGGUUCCGCGGUGUGUUCUGGGCGUACUUGGCCUUGUCCGGAGCCUGCUUCCUGCUCAGCCUGACCAUACGACAUCACGACAUGAACAGGGACGUCACCACAGUUCACACGCUCAAGGAGAGUAAGAUCAAGCGCCUGUCGAGGCGGGAUCCGCUCGAGCAGGCACAAGCUCGGGAGACACACGAAUUGGUCUGA